AUGCCACUGUCGCCAUGUUGCUGCUUGGGCUCAAAAAAAGAUGCCUCGGAAGGGCAAAAAGAUUUUCAGAAAUCGGAAGAGAAAUAUAUUGUAGACGGAGCAGGAAAUUAUCAAGGCAAUAACUUGAGACACUGGGAAGCAUGGCUGGAGAAAAGAAAACAGAUACACAGUGUUCUUGGGAAGAAGCUGAACAAAGAGCCUGGAGAGCUUCUGAUGAACUUGGGAGAAGAAUGCCACAAAAUAAAAGAAGAAAGGGAGCUGAUUGAGUAUGCAAAUAUCAAUACCUAUUAUGACAAGUAUAGAGGCAAUCCUGAGUUCUGGAAGUUACCAUUUGGCAUCAAAGAGAGAUGCCCUCCGUCUCGAGAUCCUAUUAUGUUCAGCAAGAAAAAGAAACAAGACAUGAACCAGAUACCAGACAUAGAAUAUUUUGGCACUCCAGACCCGAUCUUGGAAGAAAAAAGUUUACUGCCCCGAUCAAGGACACUUUACAAGCGUUGGAAGAAUUCAAACUACAGGAAGAAAACAUUUUACAUAUUAUGGGAAACAAUUCAAGCUAUACAGCCACAUAAUCCAGAUAUUAAUAACCUGGUCAUCCUUGGCCAGGCUGUUAAAUGUGUCCAGGAAAAAAAGCAAAUAUGUUCACAACAUUCACCUACGUCUUUUGCUGCUGUAUCUGCUUCCACAGUUUCUCUAGAAGAACAACAUUCGGAACCUGCAUCUGCCGAGCCUAAUUCAGUCACAAGCAAUACUUUCAAAAUAAAUGGAAAAAGUAUAUCCACCGAGAAUAACUUGGUAGAUGGUUGUCUUAGAAUACGUUUAUUCUUCAGCACAAUUAUACAUUCUGAAGAUAAAAAAACUGACUAUGUCAUCUUCGACAAUAAAGGUCAAAACACUAUCAGAUUCUACUGGUCCAAAGUUGAGAAAUUCCGCACUUUCCGUGAUAUUCUUCCAAAUAGGCAGGAAGACUGUUUCUUCUUUAAUAAAAAUGAGUUAGUGCUCAUUCCAAAUAAAACCAUAAAGCUACCAGUGGUAUUUUUCACAAAAAAUCCAGGAACAUAUAACGAACUUUGGGAAAUAAUUACUAGUCCGAAGAUAUGGGGAGAUGACUUCCAGUUACUGCUUCAACUACAAGGCAUUGCUCAAAAGAAAGAUACUGGUAAGGAAGUAAACAGAAUUAAAAAUGAACUGGCGACAUUCGCAAGAAACACAGCAAUAAAAGAAUUAUUGGAUAGCAUUUUUGUUGACUGCAGUUACUCGGAUAUGCCACCAAAACUACUGAAAUUUAGUGAGAAAGACAUGUUUGAAAGCGCCAAUAUAGAACUGAUCGGAGUGGAGAAAAGAUCGAAGUAUGCAUACGACCAGCAACUUGUGGGGGAACUAAAACAAUUUUUUGAGUCUGUUAGGCAAGAUGGCGAUGAAAUUACUUGGAAUUUAUCCAUUAAGGUGUUGGAGGGAAUGGCUAUGAGAAAAGAUAUAGUCAGCUAUGUAGAAAAUCAAACUAAGCAAUAUGUAAAAGCUAGAGAAAGAAGAAUACAUCUGAAAAGAAAAUACAGUGAAACUAAGUAUGAUGAAAUAGAAAUGCCAGCACAGCAACCUACUGAGGAACCUACAAAGCCUGAAAAAUCACAUUUCAAGAAACUUAAAGCAAUUCUCCGUCAACUGGAACAGCCAUCUGUAAAGAAGAAUAAAGAACGAGAAAAACAUACAGCAGCAUUUUUUGUAAUGAGGACUUAUAUAGCGAAGAUAAGCGAAGCCUUGUAUAAUUUGGACAAGACCAGUAAACCUCCAAACUUCGACUAUCAUCCUUGCUACAAUUAUCGAAAAGUUGCAACCAUCAACGAUUUACCAGAUAGAAUGAUCUAUGAACGUUUUGAUGAUGUCUGGGUUGAAAGAAUGAAAAGAACAGUUAUAGACGAAUGUCCAGGAUUUCUUGCAACAGAAAAACCAGAGAAGAUAAAGAAUAUUUCUCCAGAGAACACCAAGCUUUUGUACAGUGCAUACUUCAACCAUCCUUUACCGGCUGACGGCAAAGGGAAGGGGAAAAGAAAAGGUCUAGGCAAGGAAGAAGUAGCUGCCCCAAAAGCACCAAAAGAGAAGGGCAAGGGUAAAGGAGAUAAAUCGAAGACAACUGGUAGGAUUUCUUCUCAGCUGAAGAUAACUACGGCAGUUAAAGAAGACUUCAAUCCUUUCAAGGAGAAGUUCUGUUUCAAUUAUGAAGGAAGUGCUUCAGAACCAGACAGUAUCGUCUCUCUUGAACAACAUACAGAAUAUGCACUAAAAGUGCCGGAAGAGUACAACUAUGACAAAUAUGUUGCAGUGUAUAGCUUACUAAGUGAAGCUAUAGAUACCAUGAUGUGUGCUGUAGAUUCUUUUCAUGAGAACUCUGUAGAUGAAGUAGUUCAACAUGAGCUACAAGAUUGUAACAUCGUCAGUAUACCACAAACGUUAGCAGAUAGUACUAGAAAAUCCACUAAAGAAACUGAAGGCGAAGGUAAUGAGGUAGAUGACGAUGCAGAUGCGUAUUAUAAUUUCCUAUUAAGAGCCAAUUUGACUGAUAACAAAAACACCGAAGAUUAUAUGAUCAAAAGCAAAGUAAAACAUGAAAUUGAAGAAGAGCCACCAGCUGAACCUCAAGAACCAUCGAAUCUUUUCAAACAGUACACGCGCAACAGAGAAGCAAUCUUAGAGCAUCACGAUACCUACGAAGAUAAAGAAAUGCAAACUAGUGUAAUUGACCUUUCUAAGCUCAAACAGAUUUCGAAUCCGUAUUUGAACCACACUAGAAGAGUGUCUAUUGUUUCUGAUAAGGUGUCAGAAUAUGCAGAGGAAGAAGAGGUUUCAGACGAGUUCUAUAUUCUAAGCAAUGACGCCUUCAGGGAAAGGCAAGACGGUGAAGCAGUAGAAGAUUGCGUAGAAGAAACCGUAGAGUUUAAAGAGCAUGGUUAUGAAAAAGAGGCAGAAGAUCAUGGAGGCAAUGGAAACUAUGGAGGUGCAGGAGAUCGUGAUAGUGAAAUAUAUGAUGAAAAGUAUGAGUUGUAA
Messenger RNA from Acanthoscelides obtectus, 3039 nucleotides. NCBI's taxonomy places the organism in Eukaryota, Metazoa, Arthropoda, Insecta, Coleoptera, Chrysomelidae. The record is from the annotation of a GenBank genome assembly.